Telopea speciosissima is the source of this 1783-nucleotide messenger RNA. Its product is annotated as myb family transcription factor PHL5-like. The transcript is spliced from 7 exons. The record is from RefSeq and is a predicted model, not a curated record. NCBI's taxonomy places the organism in Eukaryota, Viridiplantae, Streptophyta, Magnoliopsida, Proteales, Proteaceae. Bases 240 to 1520 code for a protein of 426 amino acids. Gene Ontology annotation, molecular function: DNA binding; DNA-binding transcription factor activity.
UUCAAAGUAUGAUGUUUAUCCCCCUUUCUGCUUCAUCGUUUUUUUCGGAUUUUACGUGUUUUUGCCGUGGCUUUUCAUCUGAGAGAAUUCACAAAAAGGCAAACAAACUAUCGUAUUGUUCUCCUGUCAAUUAAGAACGAAGACAAUAAUAGAUCUGUUCUAGGUACUAGUGAAAUAGUCUCUCAAGUGUUUUGUAGUUUUUCCCUUUCAUAGAUAUAGACAAUUCUGAUUUCCUGUAAAUGAACACUCAUAAGAUUGAGUGCCAAGAGCCAAACAAUGGAUGUUUGAGUGAUUAUCCUUUUGAAUUAUCUGAUUGCUCCUCUGGAAGUUUUGGUUCUCGGCAGUCUUUGAACAUGGGAGUUUGUUUCCAAUUUCCAUCAUCAGCCAUUGGAGGAGGAUCUCUACUUGAAAACAGGACUGCUAAUCCAGCUGGUACAGUUUCAAGUCAUUUCGGAUCAACAACUUCUACUUUUUAUACAGCUGAAGACUACAUAGAUUUUCCACAGUGCCAGUAUCAAGUUGACACACUCCCGUGGUGCCCCCAGGUUCCCCAGAAUUAUGAUCUAGCAAUUCCAUCAUUACAGCCUUAUGAGGAUCCCCUCUCUAUUAACUCAGCAAAGCAUGAUGAUAUUGACCUUCAAUCAAGGGAUACCUUGCAAUCUGUUGUGAAACUUCCAUUGCAUAGCAAUCAGCAACCCGUAUUUUGUGAUGACUCCAAUACAAUCUCCUCAAGAAAUUUGCCAGGGAGUGACCAUCUCCCUCUUCUGCAAAAUAAGUUGGCAGGUGAGGAAGCCACCUUGGACAGUAGGCACCUCUCAGUCCCUAUCCAAAGAAGCCAGAAUCCUAGAGUUGAUUGUAAUCCAUUCAACCCUCCUCUAGUACAGCCGAGCUUCCAUCAUCAGCCAGACAGGCAAUCUCCAAGACCUACAUCCGGGGGUGUUUCUUAUACUUCUGGCAGUCCUGUUUCAUCUGGAGCAGCAGCCUCAAGUAAAACACGGAUUAGAUGGACUCAAGAUCUUCAUGUGCGGUUUGUUGAAUCUGUGAAUCGUCUUGGAGGUGCAGAGAAGGCAACUCCGAAGGGAAUCCUGAGGUUGAUGGACUCUGAAGGGCUGACUAUCUUCCAUGUGAAAAGCCAUUUGCAGAAAUAUCGAACUGCCAAGUACAUGCCAGAAUCUGCAGAAGGAAAAUCUGACCGGAAAACAUUGUCGAAUAACAUAACUCAGAUUGAUGCAAAAACUGGCUCGCAAAUCACGGAAGCACUGCUACUGCAACUAGAUGUACAGAGGUGUCUCCAUGAACAAUUAGAGAUUCAGAGAAAUCUACAAGUGCGGAUUGAAGAACAAGGGAGACAACUCAAAAUGAUGUUUGAAGAGCAGCAGAGGAAAACAAACAACAGCCUUUUUCAGACUGGGAACCUGGAUAACUUGUUCCCUGAAAAGUUAAAUAGUCUCGAGGAUAUUCAGGUUUCUGCUGUCGGAGAACAAUCUGAGAGUACCCACUUCCACUCUGAAAUGAGUUGAUUAGCUUCUGGUUCUGCAUUCUUUGAUCUCUAACUUUGUAAGCAGGGCCUAGAAUGGUUCAUCAAAAUAUCAAAGUUCUGUGGCAAAGAUGAACCACUCCAACUCCACUGUAACUCAUAGCACACAGAUUUACUUCGUGAUCUUACUACAACUAAUGUUCCAGGGAGAUGUAUUUUCUUCUGGAUUGAGUUUUCCUUCAGCAGUGGUGAAAAGGAAUCUCUUCAGUCAAUAUCCAUCAUUGUGAUUGGAUGGACUUUGGGAAC